Molecule: messenger RNA, 10088 nt
Organism: Melitaea cinxia (Glanville fritillary)
Lineage: Eukaryota; Metazoa; Arthropoda; Insecta; Lepidoptera; Nymphalidae
Product: E3 SUMO-protein ligase RanBP2-like
Exons: 12
Coding region: 173-8836 (2887 amino acids)
Biological process (GO): intracellular transport
Cellular component (GO): nuclear pore; cytoplasm
Molecular function (GO): GTPase activator activity; protein binding
Source: RefSeq, a predicted model, not a curated record
CUGGCAACUCUUAAUUAAAGUCAAAAAAUUUUAGAAUUUAUAUUUGAGGUUUGAGCUAAAAUAAUGACGAGGUCCAUUACCGUUCAUGAAACUUCUAUUCUACGGCGUUGAUUUUUUUUUUUGUAUCAAUAUUAGUGAGUGUUUUUGGCGGUAAUCGGGAUUACUUGUGAAAAUGUAUAGGAAUAAAAAGGACGUCGAUAAACACGUGGAAAGUUUGAUGUACAAAUUGUCAUCUAAAGACUUUACAACUAGGGCAUAUUCAAUAGCACGGUUGUAUUACGAAGUCGGAGAUUAUGGAAGCUGCCAGAAAUAUGUCGAACAGUAUCUUUCACAAAAAUCGAACAAUGCAGCCGCACACAAACUUCUCGGACAGGCAUUCCAAAAAUUAGGAGAGAAAGAAAAAGCUCUCGAACAAUACAAAACUUCUUUUGAUAUUGAUCCUACCCAAACAAGCACAAUCUUGGAUGUUUGUGAACUGUUGGCUGAUGACGAAGUUGACAUUGAUCCAGGCCGUGCAAAAUUUUGGUGUGAAAAAGCUGAAGCUAAUUUUCCUAAGCAUCCAGUAACAUUCCGUUUACGAGAAAAACUUCUUUCUGUUGCCAAUCCAGACCCAGAUGCAUUAGUAAAGUUAUUAAAAAGUGAGCUAGAACUCAGACCAAAAGAUGCAGUCCUCCAUGCACGCUUGCUAAAGCAUUAUCUUCACCAUAGUAAAUAUAAGGAAGCAUUCGAUCACAGCUGCGAUAUUGAAUUGGAUAAAAAAUUAUUUCCUAAUAAUUUUGUCUGGUAUGAAACACUAUCUGAAAUUUUAAAAUAUAGCCCUCUGAAAAUAAAUGACUGGCUGUAUCAGUUGCUGUUGUUAACUGUCAGAGAAAGGAUUUGUGUCUUAAGUUUGACAGAAGUACCAAAUGCCACAACCAGAAACUUAUUGGAAUGUGCUGAUCAUCUUCAUGCUUAUGACCAAGCUGUAAAAGCUGUAUCAAAGUCGGGACCACCUCCCGGGUUCGGAGAAUUCCAUAAUGGUCUUGUACAACAUCACCAUGGACAGUUAGUUUUUCAUGCAGCAUCUUAUUUACUUAAAAAGGCUAAAAAAGAUCAAUUGAAUUGGAAGGAAGCAAAACAAUUUUCGGCACCUUUGAUGUUGUUGGCAUGGGAAACAAUACCUCUUGAUACAAAAGUUAAUUGGCUAACACAUGCACCUGAAAGACAUCAAAAUGCAGUUCGUCACUGGUACAUAGAAGGUUCAUUUCGAUGCUCUCAGGCUGGACAUUACCUACAAUACAUUGCCCAGGAUAAGAGUCAAGUUCUUUUAGAUCAGAUAUCACAAUUUUGCUCUGGCACAAAUUGGAAAGAAAAGCUUUAUGAAAAAAUAUAUUCAGCACCAGAACACUUAGCAAAAAUAAAAUCAUCCUAUUUAGCUUCAAAUCUUUUUAGUAUACCAGCAUUAAGAUUACCAAGAGCAGUAGAAAUACAAGCCUAUGAUGAUGAUGCACAAAGGGAAUAUCCUAACUCUCUCCAUCAUUUUGUAUGGAUUCUAUUAAAUUACAAAAAUUAUGCUGAUUUUAAAUGUACCCUAUUUGACAUGUUAACUUCAACCACUACAAGUUCUGGACCUGAAACAUUAAACAAAACAGACAUUCUGGCUUUCCUUUAUUGUUCUGCAUUGACUGCACAAAAACUUAAAAAGAAAAUGAAUUAUAUGUCAAUAGAAAAACCAAUGCUUCCAGCAAAUAUAACAGACUUAUUAUGUUCUCUGCCUCAAAUGAAAUGGUGGGAUUGUGCUUAUAAAUUAAGUCAAAAUGAAUUAGGUGUUGAAUACACAGACAUUCGUUCUACUCUAAGUCGAGGCAUUGAAGUUAUACGUUGUAUUGAUAAUCAUGGCUUAGAUCCCGAAUUAUUGACUGUUUUAGGUAAUAUAUUCAGUGAGCGAGCAAAAUCUUCAUCUAAAUUAGAAGAAAAAACUAAUUUUGAACAGAGGGCUUACCUUUACUAUUCGUCAGCUAUACCCCUUCUUGAAAAACUAAAAAACAAGUUGGUUAUCAAGUUACCUGAGAAAAGAAUGUUUGAUUACAUGCAUGAAGACCUUGACACAAAAGAAAUAAAUAAUUUAUUGGAAAAGAGUAAAAUCUAUGUAGCCCUCUACCACUUUAAUGAUGGCGAGUAUGAGAAAGCUAUAAAUUUGUUGUCUAACUUAAAGUCUCCUCAAGCUUAUUAUCAUUUGAGUGAUACAUACAAAACAAUUGCAUUAAACGAAAAAAAGGCAGGCAAAGCUUCUGAUAUUGAAAAAAAAUGCUUACUGUUAUUAGAAAAAGCCAAAACUUUUGCAUAUAAGGCAUGGGAUGAAAUCAAAGAUGUGGAAAUUUCUACCUAUAAAACACUAUAUAGUGACACCCAAACACUUAUUGAAGAAAUAGAACUGCAAAUAAAUAGAAUUGAUCGUGAUGUAUCAUCAAUCGCUUUAAAUGAUGAUUUAUCAGAUGAAAAUAUAUCUAUCAAUGAAAUUGGAUCAUUGCGUUUCAAAACAAAUGUUUUUCGAAAUACAAGCUCUACACCUAAGCAUGUAUCUAAACAUCAAUAUAAUGUAAACACUACUGCGUAUCGUACUGCAACAGAUUCUCAGGUCUUCGAAAAUCCACAAACAGAUCAAAUGUUCUUAGAAAGAAUAGAAAAGCAAAUAAAAAACUUACAAAAGCGAGAAAGCUCAAUAAAUGAUUUCAUGGAACAGACAAGAGAUUGGUUUGAUGAAAAUCGAAAAUUAGGAAGUCAAAUAAUAAGUACUAUCAAUUCUAAUAUAGAAAACACCACUGAGCAGUUUAAGCUUCUCAAAACCUCAGUAGACCAAGUUAAAGAACAAAUAGAUGAGUGUAGAAAGGAGUGUAAAGAUGUUGUUGAAUUAAAGAAACAAAUUGCAGACUUAAAAAAGGAAGUUAAUAAAUUGAAGAAAACCGCGUCGGAGCAAACAAUAGAUGAAAGUGAUUUAUACAAUUUAGAAGAAGAUUAUAGACCCAAUGAAAAUACAUCAACAUUUGGUACACAUCUACCAUUUACACCUCCAGUAAUACCUCCAUAUGCACAACGUCUGAUGCCACCUUUCUCUGUCCCGUCUAAUCCUUAUCAGUUAUAUGGACAAAACUUUUAUAAUCUAUAUAAUCAAUAUUCGCAACUUGCUCAAUCGUCUGUUCCUGGUGCACCACCAAUUUUUGAUCCUACUAGAACGCAAAUUAACUAUCCGAGUGUUUUUCCAACUCCAGAUCAAAUGUACCUUGAUGGUGCACAUCUUGUUCCUACAACUUUACCAGCGGCUCCUACUGUUGCCACUGCUCCUGCGGUUCAUAAUGUUCCGUCAGUACCGCCUGUUUCUAUCGCCCCACCUCCUGUAAUAUCUACAUCAAAAAUUUCUUUAGACAAAAAAGAACCUACUAAGUCUUUACCUGUAAAUGUUGUAAUUACCUCUUCAGAUCCUUUGCCAACUGGUUCUAUUGCACCGGCACCAGUUUUAAGUGUCACAAUACCUCAAAAACAUAUAAAAGGGAGUCCUCACAAUUAUCAAAUUCAAAUGCCAACUUCAAAUGAACAAAAAAUGGUGGCACCUCCUUUUUUCCAUUUUCCCCCGUCUGGUAAUAAAAUGGUUGUGACUACGUCAAAUACAACAAAUUGGAAUGCGAAAUCAAUAUUUGCAACAACUCAACCUGAAAACUCAUUACCUACAAAAAGUUUGACUGAUUCUUUUAAAGACCUUGAUAAUUCCAAAAAUGUUGUUGAUGGCGUUUUUACUGGAUUAUCUCCUAAUGCAAGUCUCAACAAGUCCAGAACUCUUUCUGAAAAAAGUAAUACAUCUAUCGAAAAUUACGAUCCGUGCCCUGACUUUAAACCUAUUAUACCUCUACCAGCCGAAGUAAAAGUAACUACAGGUGAAGAAGAUGAAUUAGUUAUUUUUAGUGCAAGAGCUAAACUGUUUCGCUUUACUGAUAAACAGUGGAAAGAAAGAGGUAUUGGUGAAAUGAAAUUGCUUAAACAUAAAGUUACAGGGAAAGUUAGAGUGCUUAUGAGACGUGAACAUGUGCAUAAAAUUUGUGCAAAUCACAUAAUUUUACCAGAAAUGGAAAUAAAACCCAUGAAAAAUGAAACCAAAGCAUAUUUCUGGGUUGCUAAUGAUUUUGCUGAAGAAACUGUUAUAUUGGAAAAAUUCUGUAUCAGGUUUAAAACUGCUGACAUAGCAAAGGACUUUUAUGAUACGUUUGAAAAUGCCCGAAAGGAAAGUUGUAAUCAAAGUAUAGAUAAUAAGAAAAAUGAAGGUGAAACAGAAAAAGAUGUAUCUUCUAGUACUCCUAACAAAGAUAAUUCUGUCCCUAAUCAAUCUGAGAAAACCGUUGUUGGAGGUUUUACUUUUAACAGUAAACCAUCUUUCAAAUCGAUAGAAAAUAUUCUUACUGAAACAAAACCUGCUGAAGUUGGCACAACUAAAAUUAAUGUCUUCAGUGGCUUAACAUUUAAAACGACAUCAUCUGCGCCAUUUUCAAGUAUAAAUAUUUCGAAGAAUGUAAGCAAUAACACUGAGAAAACACAAGAAAAAGUCUCUUCCACUACAAGUAAACUGAAUAAUUCUGAUUUAGUUGAAGAAUUUGAACCAACUACAGAAUUUAAACCAGUGAUACCCUUGCCUGCUCUUGUUGAUCAGAAAACUGGUGAAGAAGAUGAAACUAUUCUGUUUGAACAUAGAGCAAAGUUAUUACGCUUUGACGUCAAUGGAAAGGAAUGGAAAGAGAGAGGGCUAGGAAAUAUUAAAUUAUUAGUCCGUAAUGAUAAUAAUCAAAAACUUCGUCUAUUGAUGAGAAGAGAACAAAUAAUGAAAGUUUGCUGUAAUCAUGCUGUUACAAAAGAAAUGGUAUUCCAAAAGAUGCCUAACUUGAAUACAGCAGUCACAUGGUGCGCUAAAGAUUUUUCAGAUGGAGAGCUGGUACCAGAAACAUUUUGUUUACGUUUUAAGACAGUUAAAGCUUGUGAUGAUUUCCUUAAUGCUGUUAAUAGUGCUCAGGCAAAAAUAGGCGAUGAGUUGAAAGUUUCUAAAGAAGAACAGAUUGUUUCCAAAGAGAGUAGUAGUGGAUUUGGUGAUAAAUUUAAACCUAAACCAGGCGCUUGGACAUGUGAAACAUGCUAUACCAAUAAUUUAGAAACAUUCGCUAAAUGCCCUUGUUGCGAAACACCAAAGCCGACGAGUGCAAACACAAAUUCAAGUAAUACUUCCAGUAAUGUUUCCAGUAACACCUCUAGUAACAUAUCUAGUAAUACAUCUAACUGGGGUGCUCAAUUUAAACCUAAACCAGGUACGUGGGAAUGUAAAGAAUGUUUAAUUCGUAAUGAAGCUGAUAAAGAAUACUGUAAUGCUUGUAAUAGUCCAAAGGAUCCAAAUAUGAAGAAAGAAGUUAAAAAUCUGUCUGAUAAUGUGCCAAAGUUUAAUUUUGGUAUUCCUUCUAACAAGAGCGGUAGCAGCCAGAAUAAUUUGAGUACAUCGGAACCAAAGUUUUCAUUCGGCAUACAAAAAAACUUUGGUGUUCAAGAAACGGAACAAACAGUUGUAAUUUCAAAUGCUAACACGAAUGCUACACCAAAAUUUUGCUUUGGUAUUUCUCAAGUUAAACCAGUAACACCUGGAAUUUCAACUACUGCACCUGAUACACAAAAUGUUAUUAAACCUCAAACGGACAGUGCAGUACCUAUUAAUUUUAGUUUAAAAAAUAAAGAAGAAGAAAGUAUUAAAACGACACCCGUUAAAUCAGCUUUGUGCUCGACACCAACUGCAAAUAUGACUUCAUUUGGAAACAAAGAUGGAAAAUUUCAGUUUUCAUUUAAACCCAAAACUCAAGCUAAAGGAAAAAGCCCUAGCAAAUCACCGAAGGAUAAAAAAGGAGAUGAUAGUGAUGAUAACGAAUAUGCUUCUGAAGACGAAGGACAUCAUAUUCACUUUAGUCCUGUGAUUCCAAUGCCUGAUAAGAUUGAAGUAGUUACUGGAGAAGAAAACGAAGAUGAACUUUAUGGACACAGAGCAAAAUUAUAUAUUUUUGCAAAAGGCGAAUGGAAGGAACGUGGGAUUGGUAUUGUUAAAAUAUUAAAACAUAAAGAAACUGGAAAACUUAGGGUUGUCAUGAGAAGAGAGCAAGUACACAAAAUAUGUUUAAAUUACGCAUUGGGUCCUGAUAAUAUACACAAACCAAAAGACGAAAAAUCAUGGUGUUUUGUAGCCAACGAUUUUAGCGAAGGUGAAAUUAUUCUUCAGAAUUUCUGCAUUCGGUUCCAAAAUAAAGAAGUUGCCUCACAGUUUAAGGAAGCAAUCGAUAAAGCAGUUAAAGAAAAAUAUGGUACUAUUGACCGUCCAGAUAAAUCCCUCAACAGCAAAAAUGCUGAUGGAGAUGAGGUAAUAUUUAUAAAUGAAAUACAAGCUACAAACGAAGAAAAAGAAAAAGCGAAAGAAUUGAUGUUACCUGAAAACUUCUACACUUAUAAAAACAAAGACCCCUGUCAAGGAUGUCGGGGUUGUGAUGGAGACGAUAAUGUCAAGCCUGAAUCUGGUUUGGUUAAAGGUACGAAAGAUUUACAGAAACAAGACUUGACUGUAACACCACUUAAAACAUCUACUUUUAAUUUUCAAAGUCCCGCCAACUCCAUUUAUGGUACUCCCAAUAUUUUCGAAAAAACUGUCGACACAACAAUUUUCCGCACUCCAUUAAGUAGCAAUGGAUCAAGUACGAAAACUUCAUCACCAACUACUUCAAAUUCAAGUUUUGGAGGAAAUGAUACAGUUGAUAAAGAAAAUACUUUAACUGACAAGCUACAAAACCUUAUCAAACCAGUUUCAUUUGUUAGUGGUGGUCAAACACAAAAUAUGUCAUCAGUUUUAGCUGCACCUAAAUUAGGUUCCGUUAAUUCUUCUGCUGAUAAUGGGUCACCAGCAGUAAAACCUGCAUUUGGAUUCACAGAGAACAAAUCAAUAUCUAAUGAAAAUAAAAUUGGCGUAUCUUCCAAUAAAUCUAUAUUUGGUUUUAAUUUGCAAAGUAAUAAAGAUGAAACACAGUCAGGAAACAAUAAAUCAAUAUUUGGAGUUGAUUUCAAAGCUGGGCAACCCAAUUCUCAAGGAAGUAUAUUUGGAAUUGCAGCUUCGAAUACAAAUAAAACUUCAGGAAUAUUUGGCUCUACUGGAACGUUUACAUUUGGAAAUGUCACCCAACCCAAUGAAAAUUCUUCAUCAAUUUUUGGAAAAGCAGUUGCAGAAAAUCUUUCUAUAUUUAGUGAUAAGGUAGAUAUUUCAUCUAACAAACCAGUGGAUUUAAAAACUAACGUUGACUCUACUGGAAAGUUUACAUUUGGAAAAAAUAUAGUUCUGCAGAAUCAAGAAAAUGGAAAACCUCUUGGAAUGUCACUGACUACUGAAAAACCAGUGACUGUUGAAAAUACAGGAAGUCUCAUUAAGGAAACUAGUGCAGAUGUCAAAUCAGUACAGGACACAAAACAAGAAAGUAUUCCAUUAAAGGUUGAUAAUUCAUUAACAUUUGCUGCAUUAUCUACAAGUGGUCCUGGAUUUGGUAUUCAAAAAAAGUCUGAUUUUCAAUGGGAAGGAGCUGGACAGCAGCUUUUUGUAAGCAAAUCUAACGAUACUCUUGAUAAAUCGAAGUCAAGUGUCGGUGACCCUGAUAACUCGGUGGGGGCUGCUGCCGUGGAAGAAGAGUACGACCCAUAUUAUGAACCCAUUGUCCCUCUCCCUGAUAAAAUAGUUGUUACAACAGGAGAAGAAGAUGAGGAAAAAUUGUUUGGUGAACGCUGCAAAUUGUACAGAUAUGACGAAAAGACUCGUGAGUGGAAAGAACGUGGUGUUGGAGAAAUGAAAGUAUUAUAUCAUCCCCAAAAAAAUAGCUAUCGAUUGUUGCUUCGGAGAGAGCAGGUGCACAAAGCAGUAUUGAACAUGUUAAUAUUUAAAGACUUAGAAUUAUUGCCAAUGAAAAAUUCUGAUCGCGCUUGGACUUGGUACGGGAAUAACUACGCCGAGAGUGCAGGCGAACAAGAAACCUUAGCUGUUAGAUUCAAGUCAGUGGCUUUAGCGACUUCUUUCCAGGAAAAAGUCAUGGAAUGCGUUAAAAAGCUACAAGUAGCCGCUGCAGAUGCUAUUAGAAAAGAAAACGAGGCCAAAGAAAGACAUGUCGGCAGUGUCAAUCCGAAACAUUUAGAGCCAGAAACUCGCGUAGAAACCUUCCCAUCAAACAUACAGGCAUCAUCAAGUGAAAGCAGACAAGGAACAGAGUAUUAUCAAGAUGUCAAAAGUAAAAGUAGUUUAGAGCAAAAGGUCGAAGACAGUGAAACACACAAAUCACCUGUGACUGAAGUAACAAAACAGGUUCAUUUCGAGAAGGAUCAAGAGCAAGUUGAAUAUAAUGAAGAGUAUGAACAUGGCUAUGACCACAAUGAGGACUCUGAUUGUUAUUACAAUGAGGAGGAGGAGUCAUCGCUGUACUACCCGUGCAGGGCGCUGGUGCAGGCGGCGGACUCGCAGAUGGCGUUCGACCCCACGUGCGUGCAGGUGUCCUUCGACCAGGAGAUCUGCUCGCCCAAGAUCCUCGUCACCGACUUCAACACCGGCGAGAUACUCGCCGACAUGCUCAUACACACUGACACCGAGUUUCAGCUUUCUGGCGAUACUUGCACGUGGACGGGAAUGGACUACACAAGCAAUAAGUCAGUGGAAAAGACAGUUACGAUUACAUUUAUCGAUAGCGACACCGCUAUGGAGUUCUAUGACAGUUGCGAGACGAGUAAAGCAGCUACAUAUGCAUCAACAGAUUCUGAAUCAUAAGAUAAUUGUAGAAAAAAAAAAUAGUUGGCUUGCGUUUGACUUAGUUUAUAAGUGUGUAGUAUUGUUUUAUCUAUAUUGAAGUCGUUAUAGACGUUAAUAUUAAUUAGAAUAGACUUUUUGUUACCUUUUUUUUUGUCAUCGAGAUCACUGAGAGUGUAAUAAAAUAUAAAUUAAAACUAAGUCGUAAGAGUAUUGUUUGGUAUUAAAAGUUUUAGUAUUUGAAAAAUCGACGCUGUAGUUUGGGGUAUAGUGACUCAAGAAUUUUAACUACUUAAAUCAGAAAUUGCCAAUGUUUCGGUUGAAUUCUAUUCUUUUCAUAAUUAUAUUUCCAAACCUAAUGUAAUUCGCCAAAGAAGUCUUACAAAAUCUAAAAUUCGAAUUCUAUAAUAGCAUUUGAAAUGCAUUUUUAACUUCGCUAUGAUGUAAUUUAAAACUUAACGUAAAGUCGACAAAUUUGGCGAAUAUGGCGAAUUUGGCGAAUAUGCGAGUUAUUAAGGGAUAUUCCAUUAGUUUCAAUUUAUAAAUUUACGUUUGAAUAAAUAAAUGUUUAUUAGGUUUUCAUAUUUUUUUUUUAAUAACUUCCAUACGAUAUAGAAAUUAGAAAUCGUUAUCUUUUAAUUGUUUGAUAGUAGCUUCAGUUCAUUGAUAUAAAUUUAAUACUUAGGAUAUAUUUGUUAAGGUUAGAGGCUGCUUCUUAUUUAAUAAACAAUUCUUCAUAAUUAAAUACUAUAAUAUAUUUUCCAUUACAAUCAAAUUUAUAUUUUCAUAGGAGUUAACUGUAUAUUAAUAAUGGUAAAAAUUAAUUUAUUAAAAUUUUAUAAUUAUAACUGUGUAUUUGUUUUAAUAUUGAUAACAGUUGCAGCCUCGCCUUUAUUGUAGACCUCUUUGUUUGCUAAAGAGAAUGUUGCUUAAGGAGAUCUGAUCAAUAUAGUUUUUCCUUUAAAAGGAAUUCUUAGAGAAGUGCUAAAUUAUGUAAUUAUAAAAUAUAUUAUUUGUAAUUAUUUUUAAUUAUUAGGUUGAUCAGGUCUUUUUAUCAUUGUAAUUAAAUGAUAAAAUAACAAUACUGGAUUCAUAAUCGUUGGCAUUGAAGUGAAUUCAGUAUUGCUUGGGAUUGAAAUGAGAAACGGAGUAAAUUGUUUUAGAUUACUUCGUUGAGCUCCUAUUAAAUUACUAUGUAAUCGUUUCCAUUUCUCAUUUGAAUAUGACAUUGUGAAAAUCUUAUUACUUUGAAUAAAUACUUAAAUAAAAUGAA